Molecule: messenger RNA, 4269 nt
Organism: Ictalurus punctatus (channel catfish)
Lineage: Eukaryota; Metazoa; Chordata; Actinopteri; Siluriformes; Ictaluridae
Product: mannan-binding lectin serine protease 2
Exons: 20
Coding region: 140-3508 (1122 amino acids)
Biological process (GO): proteolysis
Molecular function (GO): calcium ion binding; serine-type endopeptidase activity
Source: RefSeq, a predicted model, not a curated record
CAAUCUAGCACACAAAAGCAAUGUAAACACUUGGUAAUCAAUUUUAGUGACACAUUAACAAUACUAAACAUAACUACCGGGAAAUUAAGUUAAAGUCCAUCCCGUAUCUACUCAGAAGAUUACAAAUUUAUAACUGGUGAUGAUGAUUCUCAGUGUGAGUGUGCUGCUGCUGCCACUGGUAUGUUCACAGCUCCAGGGCUGGAUAAACUCUCCUGAUCAUCCACUGGCAUAUCCUAACAACUGCAAAAUGAACUGGACUCAGUGUGCUUCUCCAGGCUUCACUGUAUCUCUCACCCUCAUUCACCUGGACCUGGAGAACAGUGCACAAUGUGAACAUGAUGCUCUCAUGAUAUUCACUGGGAAGGAUCUGUUCAAGUCUUUGUGUUCCAACAUGUCCUUUAUGGAGAUGCAGUCUUCUAUCAAUCCUCAUCUUCACUCUGCUUCUGGAGGUUGUUUAUCCAUUUAUUUCUAUUCAGAUGACUCACUCCCAGAGGUUCAUACUGGAUUCAAUGCCUUUUACCAAAUCCAAGAUGUUGAUGAAUGUGCAACGCAGAGUAAUCCAUGCAGCCAUUUCUGCAACAACUUCAUCGGAGGAUUCCGUUGCAGCUGUCCACAUGGAUAUCUUCUUAAUCAUAACAACCGCACCUGUGAUGCAAUUAAAUGUGGGCCCCCUGAACCCUUGCUGAAUGGACAUGUGAAAUUUGUUAAAGGUUCUAAUAAUGAAUACCUGUCAGUCAUUGAGUACCACUGCAAUAAACCAUUUUACAUUUCCAUGGGAAAACAAAAUGGAAACUACACAUGUGGUGCUACCCAAAUAUGGAGGAAAACUGGCGAUAAUAUAUCAUGCCAUUAUGUAUGUGGUCACCACACAUUAAAGUCUCAGUAUGGCAGAAUAUUUGGAGGAAAGUCGGCUCCCCCUGGUUCCUUUCCUUGGCAGGUCUAUCUUCUUAAUAAUGAAAAUAGAGGAGGGGCAGUUAUCAUUGGAGAAAAAUGGUUAAUGACUGCAGCUCACAACUUGGUGAAUCAUGGUACUACAGUCCCCACAGAAAAGGAACACAUUAAGGUAUAUGCUGGUCAUAAUAAUGUAAACCAACUGGACAGGUUUAUUACCCUUAGUAUUUCAUCAGUGCAUGUACAUUCAAACUACACUACAGAGUAUGACAAUGAUAUUGGCCUAAUUAAGCUCAAUUCAAAAAUUACAUUCAGUGAGAAUAUCAGGCCAAUUUGUCUACCACUGAAGCAUGAUGAAAUGAAAACCUACAGAGGGUGGGUGUCUGGUUAUGGCGUGACUGAUCAGCUAACAACUUCCAAUGAAUUAAAAUAUGUUGAUAUUUCUACUGUGGACCAAAAGACAUGUAGAGAGUCUUUUGAAAAGAUAAGGAAAACUGACACAGACCUUGUCCAUGUUACAGACAACAUGUUUUGUGCUGGAGAUAUGAUGGGUGGAAAGGAUUCAUGCGCAGGUGAUAGUGGGUCAGCCUUUGUUGUACAAGAAGAAGGUGUACACAGGGCAAAAGGUAUUGUUAGCUGGGGUGUUGUACAAUGUGGCCAACCUGGCAUGUUUGGAGUGUAUACACAAGUAUCACAGUAUCUUGACUGGAUAAAUAAGAUAAUGAGUGAAAAAUAUUUGUCCUUUGAUGAGUCUACUGUUUAUUUAUCUAAAGCAAUCUCUUGCCCCAAGUUAAUACUGCUGUUGAGUUCUUAUUUCCUCUAUUAUCUUGGUUUUAAACACUGCAUUAAUGGACUUAAAUGUUCAUCUAAUAUGAUUAAUAACACUCCCGCUAUUGUCCCUGCCAGGCUUUUUAUAAUCUUUAUGAACAUGCAAAAAUGGAGGUUUGUAAUCACGUCUGUGAUGUAUGGUGAGUUACACUCUCCUAAUUACCCUGAACAUUAUUCGGCUCCCCUUGAUAAAAACUGGGAUUUGGAGGUGCCUCCCGGUUAUCACAUUCAGCUCAAUUUCAACUAUCUCAAAAUCAAUCCAUCACAAGACUGCAGGAAUGAUUCUCUCAUGAUAUCCUACAACGAGAAAGUGAUGAAGUACUGUGGUGAGGAGGAUUCAGAGAACCACAGCCAUCCAGGAAACAGUUCCAUCUUUAUACCUGCCACUAAAGUAAAGCUCUCUCUUCUUACUAAUGAAGUUAACCAAGGGCCUACCCCACCUGUGGGCUUCUCUGCAUUUUACCAUGCUACAGAUGUAGAUGAGUGUUCAUUGCUGAGUCAAGAAGAUGGAGCAGAUCCUCCCUGCACUCAGAUCUGCCUCAACACCAUGGGUUCAUACCUUUGUGCUUGUCAUCAUGGCUUCAAGCUGGAUGUUGAUCAGUGCACAUGUAUUCGGGUACAGUGUGAGUCUCCAAAAAGCAUAAACGGGAGGAUUAGCCCAGUGCUUCCCACAUACUACUACAGAGAUGUGAUCACUGCUCACUGUGACAUAGGCUACAAAAUCAUUACAAAAGGAGUAGAGCUCAGUAAUUACACAUUUACCUGUCAGAGUAAUGGCCAGUGGAGUUUACCUCUUCCUCGGUGCCAUAUUAUACAUUGUAAAAACCCACCACGCUUGCUACAUGGAGAAGUGAAAUUCAUCUCUGAGCCUCAAAAUCAAUAUCAAUCUGUUAUAAAGCUGCACUGUAAUAGACCAUACACUUUUCCUGCAACAUACAAUGUAACCUACACCUGUGAUGCAGAUAAGGAAUGGAAAGAUGACCAAAACAAUGUCUUGUCUGAGGCUUCAAAAUGUGUCCCAGAGUGUGGACGCCCAAUGGUUGGCCUGGAGCGUCAUAAGAGGGUGUUAGGAGGUCAUCUUGCUCCACAACGAGCCUUCCCCUGGCAUGUCUUUAUAAAUCACUUACAUGGAGGAGGUGGAGCUGUCAUAGCAGAGAACUGGAUCUUGACAGCAGCAAAUGUUCUAAUGAUCAAAAACCAGAUUAUUGACCCCAACCAAAUGAAGAUAUAUGUUGGAGUGAGUGAUGCACUAAAACGAUCUAAGUUCUCACCUCUUGGGAUCAAGUCUUUACACAUCCACCCCUUGUAUAAUAACUCAGAUGAUACACACUAUGACCAUGACAUCGCAUUAAUAAAGCUGGAGAAGCCCAUUGUGUACAAUGCUGAUGUGAUGCCAUUGUGUUUGCCUCCACAAGAAGCUGAAUUUACACCUGGUCUUACUGGGUGGGUCUCUGGAUUUGGUCAGACAGCGUUAAGGAAAUCAUCCAGGUAUCUCAGGUAUACCUCCCUCCCUCUUGUGGAUAAAAAGACAUGCCAAAAUUUUGUCGAUAAUUUAAGGAUCCCAGUGGCCCUGACAGACAACAUGUUCUGUGCUGGUGUACCCGAAGGUGGAAAAGAUGCAUGUGAUGGAGAUGGUGGUGGGGCACUGGUUUUAAAAAAGGAUGGUGUGUUCUGGGCCACAGGCAUUGUUAGCUGGGGUUAUGAGUGUGGCAAACCAGGUAGAUAUGGAGUGUACACUCUUGUGUCACAGUAUAUAGCCUGGAUAAACAAGACAAUGAGUGAAAACUAAAAGCAGUAUAUAUUUGUAGUUUUACUUCAGUGUUUGGGUCAGUGUCUGUAGAUCUGUGAUGCAUUUCGACCUCAACAAAAUUUAAACUUGACUGUGUUAGUGUUAUGUAUAGUAAAGUUUGUUUGGCACAUCAAACUUAUAUACUAGGCCACACUUAAUUAAUUAACAAGCUAAUUAAACUAAGUAACAAACUAAACUUGCAUGCACACUCAUUGUUAUGUCCCAGGGCGUAAUUUUUUUUUUUUACUAGUUGCGUGCCGUUUUUCUGUGUUUUGCUCUCUCUUGUUUUCUCUCUCUCCUCUCUCUUCUCAGUGCAAAGCUUAAUGGAGACCAACUCACUUUGUUUGUCUCCAGGCUGCUGAGGCUGGCUUCUCCUGUUCCAGACGAUAGCAAGUGUGCUGUUGUGUGUUUUUUUCUUGUUGUUAGUGUACAACGUAUUGUUAGCUAAAGUAGACUUGGUAAUGUUUAAGUUCAUUGACACUUUAGGAAGCUGUUGAUAAUUUAAUUGUUAUUUUGGAAAGCGGUAGGGAGGCGGAUACCAUUUUUGUUCCUGCUCCUGUUUUCUCCUGUGUUUGGUUAGAAAGGAAGGAAGGGAAGAAUUUUGUUGUUAAUUUUAUUUUAUUUUAUCGAAAGUUUAGAAAAUACUCUCUCUCAAAGUCAGAACUGUUUUGUUUGUUAUUUUAGCCUGGUCCCCUCCUGAAAUCUUUUUGAAGCUUCCCUUUUUUUUGCAUCUGAACUUACCAAAUAAAUGUUAAUCUUAA